Messenger RNA from Pocillopora meandrina, 468 nucleotides. The record is from the annotation of a GenBank genome assembly. Lineage: Eukaryota; Metazoa; Cnidaria; Anthozoa; Scleractinia; Pocilloporidae.
AUGAGUAAGUUUUAUGAAGUAUCGAAAGUGCUCGAUAAGCGUACGGACGCUCACGGUCGAGUUCAGUACCUCGUACACUGGCGUGGCUAUAGAAAGAAGUACGAUAGCUGGGUGGAUGAAACGGAUACAAACGAGCGCCUAAAACAAGUGUUUAGGACAAACCACCAAGGAACUCCAGGCUUGCUGCAGACCUUGGCUGUAUUAGUUGCAGAGAAACUGAACAUGAAGAAACCGCCAACAACCAGCAUCGUGAGACGUGCGUCUGUUACCAUGCCGAUGGAUACCCAGACCUUUAAAGAGUUGUUCGGUGGACUUCCUUCCGCGCCAAAUCUCUUGCGAGCGACGAAGUUUUCUGUGCUCAUUCACGAGCUUGACGCCAUAAUGCCUGCCGGAUGGUCAUUAAACACUUUCGAAACCCCACGACUUGUCGGUUGCAGCCCUGCAAGCCUGUCGAGAUUGCUCUUUUAG